Messenger RNA from Dichotomopilus funicola, 1554 nucleotides. Its product is annotated as beta-lactamase/transpeptidase-like protein. The coding region runs from base 1 to 1554 and encodes 517 amino acids. The transcript is spliced from 3 exons. The record is from RefSeq and is a predicted model, not a curated record. NCBI's taxonomy places the organism in Eukaryota, Fungi, Ascomycota, Sordariomycetes, Sordariales, Chaetomiaceae.
AUGAAGCGGUGCGCUGGUGCCAACGCCAACACCUCAUGUUUGCGUGUUGGUCGGGUGUUGGACUUGCUGGAUGCUCUGAAAUCCAAUCGAGGCAAAAUCAAGCAGAUAUGCAAAGCAUCAGGCGUCGCCGGCGCAUCUGUGGUCGUCAUCGAUCACGGCGAAACGAUCUUCAAGGAAAACUUCGGAUACCGCCACAUCGCCAACAAGGAGCCUGUCACAUCCGACACGAUUUUUCGUAUCGCUUCCUUGACCAAAAGCUUCAUGGGAGCUUGUAUUGACCGACUGAGAGCCCAAGGAAAACUUUCGUUGGAUGACCUUGUUCAGAAGCAUCUCCCGGAUGCUAAGAGUCACGAUCCCGUGGUUGCCGCAACGGCAACCAUUGCCGAUCUUCUGGGUCAUCGGACAGGGCUCCAAAAGGCCGACCCCCUAUGGCUAGGCGCCGGUGUUUGCUACAACAAUAUUGCCUACGGCGUAUUGGGCAAGAUCAUUGCGAAGAUCACCGGCCAGCCCUACCAUAUCUACUUGCAAGAAACCAUUCUGAGCCCUCUCGGUAUGACGCGCACGGUUGUGACGAAGGACAACGGCCUCCCAGAAAAUUCGUCGCUGGCGUAUAGCACUUUGGACAACGGCAAGCCAUACAAUGUCCCUCUCCCUGGCAGCAGCGGGAGCACUGCAAUGGGCUCCGCUGGAGGUUUGCUGAGCAGCGGGAACGACUUGUCCAAGUACUACAAGGCACUCAUGGCCGCAUGGAGUCGCCGUAUCAGCAGAGACAAGGAAGCUGUUUUCAGCGAUAUCUCGUGGAUUUUUACGCCGCUGCGGAUCAUGGAAACACCAGCACUUCGAGAGAAGAGUUAUACGUCAGGGUGGGUCAGAAGUCAGCUCCCUACCACCGUCGGUAAUAUGGGUGUCAACCCCGGGCUUCUGGAGAAAAUGCCCGUCCUCUCAGACGGCAUCAAGCCUCGAUUGGCGCUCUGGCAUCAAGGAAGCCUUGUGGGCGCAACAUCCUUCGUCAUGAUGUUCCCAGAGACGGAGUCUGCGGUUUUGGUCCUCACCAACACCAUGGCGCUCAACGAUGCUGCUGACUGGAUCGGACAGCUUCUUGUCGAGACGCUGCUAGACAGCCCCAUCCGCAAUUAUUACGUCGGCUUUGCCUCCGAAAGUGCAGAGCAAGCUCUGAAGCUGUACGCGAAGCUCGGGAGGAAAGUAAAGGCCGGAAGAGCGCCCCAGGGACCAGGUAGACCGCUGAGCAAUUAUGUUGGGCUAUAUGUUGGUUUCGCGGGCUUCUUUUGCAUCGAAGUUUUAAAUGAUGACAAUGGGCUCGAGAUUCUCUUCCAAGGACGUCAAUCGCAAAACUACUCACUACAACACCACCACCACGACACUUUCACCUGGUUCAUGUCACGGGACGAGCAAAUCAAAAGAGUGCGGUUUGUCAGCUACAAUCCCGCCCUUUAUUUCAUUCGCUUUAACGAAGAAGAGGGUAGAGGAAUCACCGUGUUAAACUGGGCAUUUGAUGCAGGAGCACCUGGAGGCGAGGACUUCUUCAAACAGUGA